CUGCAACUAUCCAAGCUUUCCGAGUUCUCCCUCAGACUGAGCUCACAUUCCCAUCCAGGCCAACCGGACCAUGUCCACCAGUCUGACCACUUGCGAGUGGAAGAAAGUCUUCUAUGAGAAGAUGGAGGUGGCAAAGCCAGCUGACAGCUGGGAGCUCAUCAUAGACCCCAACCUCAAGCCCAACGAGCUGGGCCCAGGCUGGAAGCAGUAUCUAGAGCAGCAUGCCUCAGGCAGGUUCCACUGCUCCUGGUGCUGGCACACCUGGCAGUCUGCUAAUGUAGUCAUCCUCUUCCACAUGCACCUAGACCGUGCCCAGAGGGUUGGUUCGGUGCGCAUGCGCGUGUUCAAGCAGCUGUGCUACCAGUGCGGCACCUCACGGCUGGAUGAGUCGAGCAUGCUGGAGGAGAACAUCGAGGGCCUGGUGGACAACCUCAUCACCAGUCUGCGCGAGCAGUGCUACGACGAAGAUGGUGGCCAGUACCGCAUCCACGUGGCCAGCCGGCCGGACAGCGGGCUGCACCGCAGCGAGUUCUGCGAGGCCUGCCAGGAAGGCAUCGUGCACUGGAAGCCCAGCGAGAAGCUGCUGGAGGAGGACGCCUCCUAUACCGAUGCCUCCAAGAGGAAAGCCCAGGGCAUUUUUGUCUACAACUUCUUCUCAUUUCGCUGGUGUCUGUUUUGGGGUGUCCUCUGCCUGGUUAUUAUCUAUCUGCAGUUCUUCCGGGGCCGCUCUAGCUUCCUUUAGGAGAGCUGGUUGGGGGUGGGGGAGAGGGGACAUGGGUUGAGAGUGAGAAGGACUCGGUCUCCUGAUUCUGGUUCAAGUUCAAUCUAUGACUCUAGUCAUCUGCACCCUGCUCACUCAUCUAGCAAAUGAGGAGUGUGCACUAGGAGAUGCUCGGUGGUCCUUCUACCAAUUUGACAGCAAUGAGAGGAAGGAGGGAGGGGUGGGAAAUUUGGGAGCUUGCUGGGAUUUUGUGUGAGUGCGAAGUCGACAGUGCUGUCUGGUUUCCUUCAUUUCCUGCUCCGCAUCUACCUCCAUUUGUUUUAUGUUCAUAGCCUUGGGUCUUAUCUUGACCCCAGCACAUCUUUGUGCUCACUCUCAGCUCUCGUUAAUUGUCCUUCGUGGUUCCCCUUGGAGAGAGGCAGUGCCACCCCUUACCAUCCAUCCAGUGCACAGGGACAGGGACCGGAUCCUCCUGGGGAUCUGGUUUGUAGCAUUCUGAAAGGCUCAGGAUGUCACUCUGGUGCUAGGGUUGAGAGUGGAGGUACUGAGUAGAAGUCGGGUUGGAUUAGGGGUUCUAACGGUCAGUGGCACAAUGGGGUAGCAAUUGGCUGUUUCAAUUUAAAUUAAUUAAAAUGAAUUAAAAACUGCUCCUUAGUAGGUCCAAGCUCAGCUGGGCUUACACAGAACUUGUCCCCACUGGGGUCAUUGCUCAAUGGCAGACAAGGGUGACUUCUAGGAAGAUGAACACCAAGGGUUUGGGCAUUAAGUACUCCCCAGAGGACUUCCACUCUCUCUGAUUUGUCUACCCUGAAAACCCCAAGGCAACACUGAACAAAAGGACCGGGAUGAAGAGGCGCCAGCCUGCAUCUCUUGCUAAAAUGUGGCUUUGUGUCUAGAAAUAGAUUGCCAGCAUUCUGCCAGGGGAUAGGUCAUGUCUCAGACGGCCAGGAAAGCUGGGGCAUUUGGCCACUGCAUCAUCAGAGGGAGGAGAUACUGCUGAAGAUGGAUGCAGGGCGAGGAAGCUAGAACAGAAGAGAAACGCUGAGGCAGGGGCAUUGCCAGAAGAAAACUGUUCUACCAGAUAGGUUUUCUCAGUAAAUGAUUUCUGCGUUUUCAUAUUUAACUAGAGUGAUCGUCCCCUGACUUGGCAUGCCACCCUGACCACUGCAAUGCUUUUAUCUUUCCAGGACAGAGGGAGUACAUUAUAUUUGUUUCCAAGACUUGUUUCUUCUUUAAUUAAUGGAAAUUGAAUUUUCAUGCCUCUACAACCAGCACUCCAUACUUCACUACUAAAACAUUGGCUGCUUUCCUGUUUGCAUCUACUCCAUGUGCCUGUGACACUUUAUAACCUCCUUUUCUGUAAUUGUUCUGCUUAUCGAAAAUGGGAGCUUCACUCUAGUAUUUUCCUUACACGUGUACUAUGUAUUUUGAUCACAUUCCUGUCUCUUCAACCCCUGUCUUCUUGUCCCCAAGUGAUCCCUUUACUGCUUUUAUAUCUGUGUUUUAAAAUUUCCGUUUCACACAUGAGGGGAAGUGUAUGACAUCUUUCUCUCUUAGUCUAACUUACUUAGCUUAAUAUGUUCUCCAGUCCCAUCCAUUUCCCAGUACAUGGCAUUAUUUCAUUUUUCCUUCUGACUGACUAUAUCCCAUUGUGCACACUUUACUCGUUUUUUCAUCCAUUGAUCUCUUAAUAGAUACCUAGUCUAAUUUAAUAAUGUGGCAUUGUGAGUAGUGUCAUAAUAAACAUGGAUGUGUAGGUA
Molecule: messenger RNA, 2481 nt
Organism: Mesocricetus auratus (golden hamster)
Lineage: Eukaryota; Metazoa; Chordata; Mammalia; Rodentia; Cricetidae
Gene: Rtp2
Product: receptor transporter protein 2
Exons: 2
Coding region: 71-742 (223 amino acids)
Biological process (GO): detection of chemical stimulus involved in sensory perception of bitter taste; protein targeting to membrane; protein insertion into membrane
Cellular component (GO): cell surface
Molecular function (GO): olfactory receptor binding
Source: RefSeq, a predicted model, not a curated record